Molecule: messenger RNA, 1837 nt
Organism: Priapulus caudatus
Lineage: Eukaryota; Metazoa; Priapulida; Priapulimorpha; Priapulimorphida; Priapulidae
Product: glycine-rich cell wall structural protein 1.8-like
Exons: 3
Coding region: 49-1308 (419 amino acids)
Source: RefSeq, a predicted model, not a curated record
ACUCGAACAUUCCAACAACGAGUCCGUGGAACUUGCUGCUGAUACAGGAUGCGGAUAGCUAUCGUCACAGGCGUCGUCGCCCUCCUGCUGCUGAUUUCGUCAUCGGAUGCUAGGAAGAGGAGGAAGGGAGCAGGUAUCGACCUGCUCGAGCGCUACUGGCAACAGCAAGCAGCUAAGAACGGCGGAGUCUACCCCGAAGCAGCGUAUGAAGACCUAGGCUACGGCGGCGGAGGAGGAGGCGACUAUGGCGGAGGAGGCGGUGGCGGCUAUGGCGGUGGAGGCGGUAGCGGCUACGGCGGAGAAGGCGGUGAUGGCUACGGUCCCCCGCCGCAGCGGCAGGGUUACGGCGCUCAGGGUAAGAGGGGCAGGUACGCGGCGGCGGCGGGUGGAGGCUACGGUCGCGACCAGCGCUAUGCGAGCGCGCGCCGCACCUACCCCCGUGUCGGCACGACGCCGUACGGAGCUUACUCACGCGCCGGAUACGGAGAGGACGCGUACGCCGGAGGAAGAUACCAGGGGGCGGGCGGCCGGACCCAGGCUGCGGGAGGUUACCCCCCAUCCCCGUAUCCCGCGCAGGCCGGACAGUAUGCAGGUGACCAGUAUGGAGCAGGACAGUACGGGGCUGACCAGUACAGAGCCGGACAGUACGGGGCUGACCAGUACGGAGCCGGACAGUCCAGGGCUGACCAGUACGGAGCCAGACAGUCCAGGGCUGACCAGUACGGAAGCGGACAGUACGGAGCAGCUGGUUACGGAGCUGGGCGUUCCGGACAGUCCGGAAGUGGUCAGUACGGGGGAGGUCAGUACGGGGGAAGUCAAUACGGGGGCGGUCAAUACGGGGGAGGUCAGUACGGGGGAGGACAGACGCGGUAUAGCGACGCUCUGCAGGCGCGCGUGUACGGCGACGACGAUGGCUACGGUGGCGCCCCCGUGCAGGUGGCGCGAUACGGCGACGGUCCGCGCGGUGCCAGCUUCGACUACGGGGCAGCCGCCGCCGCAGCGCCCUCUUACGGAGCUAACCUCGGCUACGGAAGCAACUCCGCCGCCGCCGCCGCCGCCGCCUCCUCCUACUACGCCCCCAGGUCGGCAGGCAGCCGCUACAGCAGCACCCACAAGCGAGGCGCCGACCGCUCAUUGGCGCUGUACAGAGCUGGCGGCCAGGUGGCGCCAGCGCCGCGUCCGCAGCCCGUCGCCAACUACAACUUCAACAGAGGCGGCAAGGGGACCCGCACCCGUCCGCGCGGCGCGUACGGGGACGAGACGCUCGGAGGAACGGCGACCAUCUAUAACGUGGGCACGCGUGGCUAGCUACGGAAAAAAACGCAUUUUCCGUCGUCAACUUAAAAAAAACACGUAUAUAUAGAUAUAGAUAUGUGUAUGUAUGAAGCAACACUAGCAUGGCCUUUUGUAUUAUACACCUCGUGACGUAAUAUUGAUUAUUGAUUAUGAUAUCGAUUAUUGGCAAUAUGUACCCAUCGUACGUAUUGUUUCACUAUAUAAGCGAACCUAAGGUAUAAGUGCGCGUCGUGUGCAGUCUGUAACAGAUCAGACAGAUUCACCUGUCCGUCUGGUCGAGGUAACCACGCCCCUUAGAUACUGUUGCUAGGUUGGUCAAGCUCACACACUUCGUUGGUGUGUUUCCUUCGUGAUUUCGCAGUUACCGAGUUUGCUUUACUUAGCAACCUUUUUUUAGAACGCCCUUAUCACAACGCUUAUCGGUUCCCUCCACCAGUCUAUCAUGCCAUGCGGAUAUGUCAAUCAUUAGUUCAAUCACGUGUCCUAUAAUUCCUUAUUUGUAAUAAGUAACCGAUGAACACCGAAACGUGGCUGAGGCGUU